AUGUCGUUUCAAGGGCUUGGCGGGCAUAGACCGUGUCACAAAAAGAACAAUACGGUCGGGUCAAAACACGACAGUGGCGAAAACAGUUUAGAAGGUGACUUUGCACAUACUCGAAAGGAGAAAUACGAUAAGAAAAUGAAGUACUUGCUAUCCUUUAUCAGUAGAUUGGAUUUACAUGUCUUGUCUGAUUUGUUUUGGUUGAUUAUAAAUGUUUGUUUAUUUUUGUUUGGAACAGGACAGGAAGAUUACAACAGAUUGAGACCUCUGAGUUAUCGCGGUGCAGAUGUUUUUAUACUCGCGUUUUCACUAAUUAGCAAGGCCAGCUAUGAAAAUAUCUCUAAAAAGUGGAUUCCUGAAUUGAGGCAUUACGCACCCGGGGUUCCAAUAAUCCUUGUUGGAACAAAGCUAGAUCUUCAUGAUGAUAAGCAGUUUUUAACGGACUAUCCCGGUGCAGUUCCAAUUACAACGGGUCAGGGAGAGGAGUUGAGGAAGCUAAUCGGUGCUCCUGCUUACAUUGAGUAUAGCUCAAAAACACAGCAGAAUGUGAAGACUGUUUUUGAUGCAGCCAUUUGUGGUUCUGCAGCCACUAAAGUGGUUCUGCAGCCACCAAAGCAAAAGAAGAAAAAGAAGCGAAAGGGUCAAAAGGGGUGCUCCAUAUUGUGAUUUUGGCCUCAAAAAAGUGAAAAAUCUAGCAUGAGCUGCUAAUUACCUUUCUAAAGUAUUUGAUAAAUUGCUCACUUUUGCUUUUUUAUGUCUCAUGAAAACAAGUUGUGUUGUGCUGAAUAUGAAAUAAACUGGAGGUGUUUGUAAGCUCAUAUGUAUAUU
Messenger RNA from Helianthus annuus (common sunflower), 825 nucleotides. RefSeq names its product rac-like GTP-binding protein ARAC3. Gene Ontology annotation, molecular function: protein kinase binding; GTPase activity; GTP binding. Gene Ontology annotation, cellular component: cytoplasmic vesicle; cell projection; cytoskeleton. NCBI's taxonomy places the organism in Eukaryota, Viridiplantae, Streptophyta, Magnoliopsida, Asterales, Asteraceae. Gene Ontology annotation, biological process: small GTPase-mediated signal transduction; establishment or maintenance of cell polarity; actin filament organization. The record is from RefSeq and is a predicted model, not a curated record.